GCAGCCCGGGUGGCGGCGACAGGUGCGCCGGGAAGAGCGCCGGGAAGCGGUGGCGGGGCGGCUCGGAGGAAGGCGGUUUUGCUGUCAGAGGUGCCUCGGUGUCCGUGGACAAGAUGGAGUCAACGCCAUUUAAUAGACGGCAGUGGACUUCCCAGUCACUGAGGGUGACAGCCAAAGAACUUUCUCUUGUCAACAAGAACAAGUCAUCGGCCAUUGUGGAAAUAUUCUCCAAGUACCAGAAAGCAGCAGAAGAGGCAAACAUGGAAAAGAAGAGAAACAACACUGAAAAUCUCCCCCAGCAUUUUAGAAGAGGGACCCUGUCUGUGUUAAAGAAAAAGUGGGAGAGCCCAGUGCCUGGGGCAGAGUCUCACGCGGACCUUCAGCAGCACAGCAGCGCUGAGGUCAGGCGCAGAGUGGACCCCCCUCCUGCCGAAGUGACAGGCAACUCAGCCUCGGGAGCCAGGGCUGAUCACGAAGAGCAAACCCAGCCCAGACCCAGGCUUGGACCACGUCCGGAAGCGGUUCCUCUGUGUCAGCAUCCCCGCACGGAGGACAACGAGGAUCUUAAAGCUCACACAACAGAAAGUGGAAAAAUGGAAAACUGUCUGGGAGAUUCCAGGCAUGAAGAAGAGAGAUCUGAAAUGAGUGAAAACACAGAAGUCUCGGGCAAAAUAGAGAAAUACAAUGUUCCACUGAACAGGCUUAAGAUGAUGUUUGAGAAGGGAGAACCAGCUCAGCCCAAGAUUCUUUGGGCCCAAAGCCGAAAUGCAAGUGGAAGGAGGGUCUCUGAAAACAGCUAUUCUCUGGAUGACUUGGAUGUCAGCCCAGGUCAUUUGUCACCCUCUGCAUUCAACUUGGAGAAAAAUGAGAAUAAGCGAAACCUAGAACUUCCACGCCUCUCAGAAACCUCCAUAAAGGAUCGAAUGGCCAAGUACCAGGCAGCUGUGUCCAAACAAAGUAGUUCAACCAACUACAUCAAUGAGUUGAGAGCCAGUGGUGUUGAAAUCAAAACUCAUAAAUUGGAGCAAAAGGAGAAUGUGCCCCCAGGUCCUGAGGUCUGCGUCUCCCAUCAGGAAGCAGAAAAGGUUUCUGCAGCCGAGAAUAGCCUGGAAGCCCAUCCUAGCCCUGCUGAAGAUGGCACCCCCCGUGACACCCAGGUUAAGAAUGAAGCCCAGCAGCCUGCGCACCCCAAACAGCUGAGCCCUGAUGCCAAAGCCUCUGGUCUUCCUGAAAGCUCUCCUCCCAAAACAGUGAAGAAGUUUCAGGCACCUGCAAAAGAGACGUGCGUGGAAUGUCAGAAGACAGUCUACCCCAUGGAACGGCUCUUGGCCAACCAGCAGGUGUUUCACAUCAGCUGCUUCCGGUGCUCCUAUUGCAACAACAAACUUAGUCUAGGAACAUACGCAUCUUUACAUGGAAGAAUUUAUUGCAAGCCUCACUUCAAUCAGCUCUUUAAGUCCAAAGGCAACUAUGAUGAAGGCUUUGGACACAGACCACAUAAGGAGCUGUGGACAAGCAAAACUGACAGUGAAGAGACUUUGGAGAGACCAGUGCAGCUUCCAAAUGCAGGGGAGACCCCUGCGAACCCAGGCGUAGAAGAUGCCCCCAUUGCCAAGGUGGGUGUGCUGACUGCAAGCAUGGAAGCCAAGGCCGCCCCUCAGCGGGAGAAGGAAGACAAGCCCGCCGAGACCAAGAAGCUUAAGAUUGCCUGGCCACCCCCCGCUGAACUGGGCAGUGCAGCCAGUGCCGUCGAGGAAGGGAUCAAAGUGUCCAAGCCCAAGUGGCCGCCUGAGGAUGAAAGCAGCAAGCCAGAAGCUCCCGAAGACGUCGAUCUGGAUCUGAAGAAGCUGAGGCGGUCAUCUUCGCUGAAGGAGAGAAGCCGCCCGUUCACUGUGGCAGCUUCGUUUCGAACCUCUUCUGUCAAGAGCCCCAAAGCUCUGUCUCCCCCUCUCAGGAAAGGCUGGAGCAUGUCAGAGCAGAGUGAGGAGUUUGCAGGAGGGAUAGUAACAGAAAGGAAACAAAUGGAAACCGCCAAGGUCUCUGGGAAGAAUGAGAGUGUGGGCAAAACAGGCUGGCAUAACAAGGAAUCUAAAGAAGAGGAGGCAGGGAGGAGAAGCAAGGAAAUGCAUAGUUUUGAAUUGGGCAGUGAGAGUCUCGUGGAAAAUGGGGCGAGCAUAGAUGAAGACGAUAGCAACCUCUUCCAACAGCAGUCCCCACUUGAACCCAAGUCUCCAACUUGGUCCGGCUUUGUGGAUAACACAUCCACUAAAGAAUUCUCUACCCGGAAUCCGAGAUCCCAGGAUGUCGAGUUCUGGGAGGAAGAAGUGGUCCAAGAGCUGUCUGUGGAAGAGCAGAUAAAGCGAAACCGGUACUACGACGAGGAUGAGGAUGAAGAGUGACCAGUUGCGAAUGGGGCUUGGGCCUUACAUUCACAUUAGUGCUCUCAGCCACCGCCCUUUAUCCAAAUGGUACACAGACACAGGUAUUUGAUCAGGAGCUGUCAUUCAUGUGGAAGCAACUGAGGAAAUGAAUUCCUGCCACCAAGACAAAACAAAAACAAACAUCUGCAGUUCAAGUGAACCAAUUAUUUUUUUUUCUUUUUAAUUUGUUUUCUUACAAUGCUGGAGAUAGAAUCCAGGGCCUUGUAUAUGCUAAACAAGUGCUCUGCCACUGAGCUAAGCCCCCUGUCUCUUUAAGUGAACCAAUUCUAAACGCUGGAGAUAACAUUAUUUAAAUCUUCUUUUAUCAGUGGGGAUAAUGCCUAAGAGUUAAUCAGGGGAAUUUUCCAACUCAUACAGUCCAGAUUCCACUAUAUUUCCAAAACUGUGGAAUUAGAGAACGUACAAAAGGGAUUUAGGGGCCUAUUAUGACUGAAUGCACUUUAGUAUAAAGGGCACAGUUUUACAUUUUAAAUGAAUACUAAUUUGAUUUUUUUUUUAGUAUUCAUCUGUUGGAUCAAAUAUUUAGCCUUUUUAAAUUUUUUCAGUUAAUUUUUUUACUCUGAAUAUGGAAAAUUGUUGCUUUGUAUCCUGCGCUCUGCAUCUUGAAUUAUUGAGCCACUUUUCACCAUACUUUUUGAGACAAAGCACCAACCUACAUGCACCAGUGCUUGGGGAGAUAACACAAAUAAACUGUGGCAUUUGCCAAUGAAUAUGAUUACACCCCAGUGGAGUGCUUUCUUUUCUAGUGGUGUCUGUGCUCCUGACAAUUUCUGAAAGCUGCAAUAUUUUUGUAAGAGCUUUUAGAUCACUGUUUACGGUGUUUGAACAAAGUGAGGAGCUCACUGGGAGGACAGUGGAAGGAGCGCCUUAACCCACUUGAGCUCAGACUUCCAAGCCUCUGUCUCCACUUACGACAUCACCCCUUCCUGACACUAAUUUUUUUAAAUACUUACCAAUUCUGAAAUGUAUUGAUUAUUUUUUAUGGCAGAUAAUCCCAGGGUGAAAUCAAACCAACUGUAGACCUUUCUUCUUGAAUGGUUUUUUUUCUAGUUUUAAGGCUUCAAAACAUUGUAACUCGAGUACAUUUGUUGUACAUAAUUGAUAUUCCAAAUUAUGUGUAUGGGAGGGAGAGGUGUUUUAAACUAUAGGCCUUUUUUGCAUUCAUAGAGAUUUAGCUCUAAUAUUUUUAGAGAUUGUAAAAUAUUCUGCUUUCUUAUAGUCUUGCUAAUCUGAAACAUUUUUAUUCAAUAAAAAUUUUAAUUUACAUUUGAACUUUCAA
Molecule: messenger RNA, 3720 nt
Organism: Jaculus jaculus (lesser Egyptian jerboa)
Lineage: Eukaryota; Metazoa; Chordata; Mammalia; Rodentia; Dipodidae
Gene: Lima1
Product: LIM domain and actin binding 1
Exons: 11
Coding region: 114-2399 (761 amino acids)
Biological process (GO): actin filament bundle assembly
Cellular component (GO): plasma membrane; actin cytoskeleton
Molecular function (GO): actin filament binding
Source: RefSeq, a predicted model, not a curated record